Athene cunicularia (burrowing owl) is the source of this 3760-nucleotide messenger RNA. RefSeq names its product coiled-coil-helix-coiled-coil-helix domain containing 5 (gene CHCHD5). NCBI's taxonomy places the organism in Eukaryota, Metazoa, Chordata, Aves, Strigiformes, Strigidae. The transcript has 3 exons. Bases 106 to 354 code for a protein of 82 amino acids. The record is from RefSeq and is a predicted model, not a curated record.
GCACCGGGCAGGGCUGCGCUGCUCCCCCUCUCCCCUGUGUUAACUCCGGCGUCUCCCCGCAGGCAGGCGGCCCUGGAGAUCACGGCGCGUUACUGCCGCAGCGAGAUGGAGCAGUACGGGCGGUGCGUGGCCGCCAGCCCGGCCUCCUGGCAGCGCGACUGUCACGGCCUCCGCCUCAGCAUGUCCCGCUGCGCCGCCGCGCACCCGAUCGUGCAGCAGAUCCGCCGGGACUGCGCGGAGCCGUUCGCUGCCUUCGAGCAGUGCCUGAAGGAGAACCAGGCCUCUGUCGUGAACUGCAGCGACCACGUCAACGCCUUCCUGCUCUGCGCUGACCAGGUGAAGCUCUCCACGUGAGGGGAGCCUUGGAAUUAAAAUUCAUCUCGAGGAGCAAAUGAAAAGUCUCUCUGGAGUAUUGUUCCAAUGUUUGGUUGGGUUGUUUUUUCCUCUCUUCAAAACGAAGCGCAGCCCUGCGAUGUGGUUUUCUUGGCUCUGGUCACCUGCUUGUCUCCAGCAGACAGCUGGAGUCUGACCGGGAUGUCAGAGCAUUCCUGAUCCAUCAGCACUCAUGUGCUGAUAGCGCCGGGCUUUGUCUGCUGAGUUACCUCUAAAAACUUUAUAAAAUAAAUAAUCUACAGAGCUGUGUUGAAGCGACACCAAAGGAUCAGCAGCAAGCUGCAGACGUGCUUGAAUAGGAACAGAAAGCUAAAAUCAGCCCUUACCUCUUUUUCUGCAGUCUGUGUUCUUUGACGGCUUCUUUGAUAAUUAAGCACAAUAUUUUCCUUCAUCCCAAUAAAAAAAAAAACCCAAACCAACACUUUUCAAGAUCCAAAGCCAGCUCUGGCUUUUCCCACUGCUGAUGGAAGCUGCUCUCUGAGCUGGACCAACUACAGGGACAUUUCUUUGACUGUGAAGGUCAGCUUGACCUACUUUAAAACAUCCUGUGCAGCUCCCAACUUUGGGGGUGCUGUGAGGGGUUGUCACCCCGGACCUUCUGCUGGUUUAGAACAGCAGAGGGAGUCUUCCCACCAGCAGAGACGGCAGAAAAACCGGAUUUCAGAGCACCGACUGCUCUAUCGACAGUGCAACAGGGAUCUGCCAGUGCAAGGGGAAGGGGGGGGCACCUCUUGUUAUUACACAGGGGAACAAAGAACCCAGCUCUAAGUAGAUGUUUCUGGGCUGUAACUAGUAGGAAAAAAAAACGAAUACAGAAAACAGUAGAUGGGCUUAUGAGGAGUGGGAGUGGGAUUGAGACCCAAGGUCAUGAGAGCACAUCUGCAGGGGGAGAGCCUUGGGGUGCUGUGAGCUGGGGCUCUUGGGUCUACUCGGGUGUACCAUGUCUGAAAAUGGCUGUAGAUCUGUUUAAUUGGCCCUGAGAAUCUCUCCCGGCAAAAGUUUAAACCUUGGAAAGUCCUUUGGGGUACUCGAGAGCAGGUUUGAGGAAAAAGAAAUGAGCUGUUAUGACCUAAUUAGACAAACACAGCUUCAGAGCAGCAGCUCUGCUGCUGUCCAGAGCAGGAACUUGGUCUUCCAGAAGAGUUACAGGGAACCAUAAACCAAAAUUUUCCCAAAGUGUGCAGGGAGCAGGUGACAUGCAGAAACUAUUGUGUACGGCGCCAGCAGAGUCUUUGUCUGAAAGUACAGCCCAGCUUUGCUGGGUCUGUGAGGGAUUUUUUGUACCUCUAAGAGAGGGUGAGGCAUGGACUGGGAAACUUGGCUUUGCCCUGGUUCCCAGGGGUUCAUACCCCCUUCCUGGGACACAUUAAUCCAUGUUUCAGCCCGGCGUAAGUCCAAGCAUUCGCCUUUGAGCCCGUGGUGGUUGGCAGACGUCGCUUGGCAUUUUCCAGUUGGACAGAGUUUAACUCCUUUGGGGAGAGGAACAGCAGAUUUAAGUUGAGCUGUUCCAGCUUCUAGCAGAGCCCAGAUCAGAAAGCUGGCUGGCGGCGUUGCUAUGUGUCUCGCAGAGGUGGCUGCCUUUCAGCAGUGAUGGGGAGGUGGGACGAUGCUGGGCUUGUGUCUGAAAACACACACACACACACACACACACACACACACUUUCAGAAAAUUUCUCGUUUCCUUGUAUCAAAUGCAAAGAGCCGUUUUAUCUUCUGGCAGAAAAGUUGGGAGAAAAAGGUGACGGUAGCUUCACUUCAAAAUGGAUUUAGAGAGGGGCCAAGUGCUACUAGAAAAGGAGGAGAAAUCUGUUUUGGUGAGUCUUUGGAGUUUUAUUUAUCCCAGGCAGCACCCCAUUAGUCAGAAGUGUCUGUGGUGUGAAUAGCUUUAUUAAGGAUGCCGUUACACGGGAGCAAAGGUGCUUUACAUGUUGUUGACAUUGUAUUGAAAUGUCAGCCUGUCAGCAGAAAAGCCAUUUUUCAUUACGUUUAAGGUGCGCUGGGCCCCCUCUUAAGCCCAGUUAUGCCUCCUCCUCCUCCUCAGGAGCCAGAGCCACUCUAUUAUUACUUGCUCUAACACGUUAACCACUGAGCUGCCAGGCACUUGGUGCUGUCACCAAUGAGCCAAACUCCCACGGGGGUCAGUUGGCUGGUUACUGUGGAGAGAGGGAAGAGGAAGGUGCUGCCCCAUCCUGUUUCUGUGUGCAGUUGAGGAGAGAAAUGCUUUCUGAGAAAAUACUGGGCAGCUGCUAGGUUUUAUCCUGAAUAAAGAAUGCACAUCUUUCACUGCAUGUGUAAUGUAAAUGGAAAAUAUCUUCAUGUAGCUGAGAAGGGCUCAUGGAGGGAAUGGUGAUGGUCACUACCUGAAAUUGUUGCCUUCCUCAGUUUACCAGCUCCCUUGGGAAAGUUUCUACGUUAAAUCAGCUUGUAGCCCUGGCAGAUCUGGCAAAUUGCUUUGUGAAAAGUGAAAGGAAUACCAGUAAUUCUCUUUUCUUCAGCUGGAUGUGCUAGAAGAAGCCAGGGAGUAUUCUCUUGCUUUCCUCUUAGCCUUGAAGGAAUCUGUAGCUAAAUGUGCAUGAUUAAUCAGUUUAAUUCUCACUUAGGCAGAGGGGCCUAACACCUCUUUAAGUGAGAAACCCGGAGCAGUUUUGCAGCUCUUUCACCUCUUCUUUGGAACUGCAUGGGCUACCUGCUCUUGCUGGAAUCAGGUCAGGGUGGUGGUUAUUUCUGUCUCACUGUAGUACACGGGGCCAGCACGUGUCCCUGCAAGUGUCACGAAAAGCUGUUCUUUCCAAAUCCAGCUGUUGGGUGUUUGGUCCUGUCACUGGAAACAUUUAGCAAUAAAGGUAAAAGAAGCAUGGCUUCUUCCAGUGUCUUUCACAAGGUGUAAACUGGCAAGGGAGACCAGUGAAAACUUGCGAAUUAAACAAGAUUUAGGAACCCAGCAAGCGUUCUUCUCAUUUCUUGUACCACGGGAUUGUGAUUCUGCCUUGCACCUCUUGGUUUGAUGAGGACAGGCUCAUGGAAGCAAGCGCAGGAAGCCGUUAGGACAGUUACCAGCAUAAAGCUGAACAAGGGGAAAAAGUCCUCGGGCAGUCAAUCAAACUGGUAGGUUCAGCUUCAUCUCCGAAAGCUGCGAAGAGACUCAGCUAAAUUAAUGCCAAGUGGCUGCAAUCAAUAAGUGAAUAAACCUGUAUUUCCCAGAGUGGGAGACUCGGGGGAGAAAAAAAAAAAGUGUAUUUAGAGCAGGAUUUGGAUAGGUUGUUCCUCUCACAUCCUUCCAAACAAACCAGACCAGAAAUAAACACUAAAGCCCUGCAGUACCAAAGAGAAGAACCCAAAGGAGUGUUCUAAGAUGGGUGAGAGCUGGU